CGCAACGUGAGCUGAUGGGGGCGGAGAGAAGCCCUCAGAGGCCAGGACAAAAGCCGGAUCCCGGGCGGUGGCGGGAGGGUGGCGCGCUCCGGGUAGUGGCCUGUGAUUCAAGGCCUGUGGAGGGAGCGCCGCGCACAGACUUUCGCAGAGAGGUAGAGCAGGUCCCUCUGCAGCCAUGUCGGCCAAGGCGAUUUCAGAGCAGACUGGCAAAGAACUUCUUUACAAGUACAUCUGCACCAGCUCGGCCAUCCAGAACCGGUUCAAGUAUGCCAGGGUCACCCCUGACACAGACUGGGCCCAUCUGCUGCAGGACCACCCCUGGUUGCUCAGCCAAAGAUUGGUGGUCAAGCCAGACCAACUGAUCAAACGACGUGGAAAGCUGGGCCUAGUUGGGGUCAACCUCACUCUGGAUGGUGUCAAGUCCUGGCUGAAGCCACGGCUGGGACAGGAAGCUCUGGUAGGCAAGGCCAGAGGCUUACUCAAGAACUUUCUGAUCGAACCCUUCGUCCCACACAGUCAGGCAGAAGAGUUCUACGUCUGCAUCUAUGCUACCCGAGAAGGUGACUACGUCCUGUUCCACCACGAGGGAGGGGUGGACGUAGGCGACGUGGAUGCCAAAGCCCAGAAACUGCUCGUUGGUGUGGAUGAGAAGCUGAAUCCUGAGGACAUCAAGAAACACCUAUUGGUCCAUGCCCCUAAAGACAAGAAAGAAAUUCUGGCCAGUUUUAUCUCCGGCCUCUUCAAUUUAUAUGAAGAUCUGUACUUCACCUACCUCGAGAUCAACCCCCUUGUUGUGACCAAAGAUGGCGUCUACAUUCUUGACUUGGCGGCUAAGGUAGAUGCCACUGCCGAUUACAUCUGCAAAGUGAAGUGGGGCGAUAUAGAGUUCCCUCCCCCCUUUGGGCGUGAGGCUUAUCCAGAGGAAGCCUACAUUGCAGACCUGGAUGCCAAAAGUGGAGCAAGCCUGAAGCUGACCUUGCUGAACCCCAAGGGGAGGAUCUGGACCAUGGUGGCUGGGGGUGGUGCCUCAGUCGUGUACAGUGAUACCAUCUGUGACCUAGGGGGUGUCAAUGAGCUGGCGAACUAUGGGGAGUACUCGGGUGCCCCCAGCGAGCAGCAGACCUAUGACUAUGCCAAGACGAUCCUCUCCCUCAUGACCCGCGAGAAGCACCCAGAUGGCAAGAUCCUCAUCAUUGGAGGCAGCAUUGCGAACUUUACCAACGUGGCUGCCACGUUCAAGGGUAUUGUGAGAGCGAUUCGAGAUUUCCAGGGCCCCCUAAAGGAGCACGAGGUCACUAUCUUUGUCCGAAGAGGUGGUCCCAACUAUCAAGAGGGCUUACGGGUGAUGGGAGAAGUUGGGAAGACCACUGGAAUCCCCAUCCAUGUGUUUGGCACAGAGACUCAUAUGACGGCCAUUGUGGGCAUGGCCCUGGGCCACCGGCCCAUCCCCAAUCAGCCACCUACAGCCGCCCAUACUGCAAACUUCCUCCUCAACGCCAGUGGGAGCACAUCGACUCCAGCCCCCAGCAGGACUGCGUCUUUUUCUGAGUCCAAGGCUGAUGAAGUGGCACCUGCAAAGAAGGCCAAGCCUGCUAUACCACAGGAUUCAGUCCCAAGUCCAAGAUCCCUGCAAGGAAGGAGCCACCUGGUGGAGGGAGGAGGUGAGAGGAAUAUAGCCUGCUGCUCUGGCCUGGCCCCUUGCCAGAGCCCCGGAGAUAAGGGGAGGAGUGCCACCCUCUUCAGCCACCACACCAAGGCCAUCGUGUGGGGCAUGCAGACGCGGGCCGUGCAAGGCAUGCUGGACUUUGACUACGUCUGCUCCAGAGACGAGCCCUCAGUGGCUGCCAUGGUCUACCCUUUCACUGGGGACCACAAGCAGAAGUUUUAUUGGGGUCACAAAGAGAUCCUGAUCCCUGUCUUCAAGAACAUGGCUGAUGCCAUGAAGAAACACCCUGAGGUAGAUGUGCUGAUCAACUUCGCCUCUCUCCGCUCCGCCUAUGACAGUACCGUUGAGACCAUGAGUUAUGCACAGAUCCGGACCAUUGCCAUCAUAGCUGAAGGUAUCCCUGAGGCCCUCACGAGGAAGCUGAUCAAGAAGGCAGAGCAGAAGGGUGUGACCAUCAUUGGACCUGCCACUGUUGGAGGCAUCAAGCCUGGGUGCUUUAAAAUCGGGAAUACAGGUGGGAUGCUGGACAACAUCCUGGCUUCCAAACUGUACCGCCCUGGCAGCGUGGCCUACAUCUCGCGUUCUGGGGGCAUGUCCAACGAGCUCAACAAUAUCAUCUCUCGAACCACGGAUGGUGUCUAUGAGGGCGUGGCCAUUGGUGGGGACAGGUACCCUGGUUCAACAUUUAUGGAUCACGUGUUACGUUACCAGGACACUCCAGGAGUCAAAAUGAUUGUGGUUCUUGGAGAGAUAGGGGGCACUGAGGAGUAUAAGAUCUGCCGGGGCAUCAAGGAGGGCCGCCUCACCAAGCCUGUGGUCUGCUGGUGCAUCGGGACCUGUGCUACCAUGUUCUCUUCUGAGGUACAAUUUGGCCAUGCCGGAGCUUGUGCCAACCAGGCUUCUGAAACUGCAGUAGCCAAGAACCAGGCUUUGAAAGAGGCAGGAGUCUUUGUGCCCCGGAGCUUCGAUGAACUUGGAGAAAUCAUCCAGUCUGUGUACGAGGAUCUUGUGGCCAAAGGGGCCAUUGUACCUGCUCAGGAGGUACCGCCCCCGACGGUGCCGAUGGACUACUCCUGGGCCAGGGAGCUGGGCUUGAUCCGCAAACCUGCCUCAUUCAUGACCAGCAUCUGCGACGAGCGAGGACAGGAGCUCAUCUACGCGGGUAUGCCCAUCACUGAGGUCUUCAAGGAAGAGAUGGGCAUUGGCGGGGUCCUCGGUCUCCUCUGGUUCCAGAGAAGGUUGCCCAAGUACUCCUGCCAGUUCCUUGAGAUGUGCCUGAUGGUGACAGCCGAUCAUGGGCCAGCCGUGUCUGGCGCUCACAAUACCAUCAUCUGUGCUCGGGCUGGGAAGGACCUGGUUUCCAGCCUCACCUCGGGGCUGCUCACUAUUGGGGACCGGUUUGGGGGCGCCCUGGAUGCAGCAGCCAAGAUGUUCAGCAAAGCCUUCGACAGUGGCAUUAUUCCCAUGGAGUUUGUAAACAAGAUGAAGAAGGAAGGAAAACUGAUCAUGGGCAUCGGUCACCGAGUGAAGUCGAUAAAUAACCCAGACAUGCGAGUGCAGAUCCUCAAAGAUUACGUCAAACAGCACUUCCCUGCCACCCCCCUGCUCGACUAUGCGCUGGAAGUGGAGAAGAUUACCACCUCAAAGAAACCGAAUCUUAUCCUGAAUGUAGAUGGCUUCAUCGGAGCUGCAUUUGUAGACAUGCUUAGAAACUGUGGGUCCUUUACUCGGGAAGAAGCUGAUGAAUAUAUUGACAUUGGAGCCCUCAAUGGCAUCUUUGUGCUGGGAAGGAGUAUGGGCUUCAUUGGACACUAUCUUGAUCAGAAGAGACUGAAGCAGGGGCUGUAUCGUCACCCAUGGGAUGAUAUUUCAUAUGUUCUUCCGGAACACAUGAGCAUGUAACUGAGCCAGGAACUGUGUUGCAGUAAAGUGAAGACAAGAUCUCCUCCCCCCAGAAAUAGUGUGCAGACAGCUGGCACUGGAGCUUGCUAUAGGAUGGGCCUGGAAUAUAAACAGCCGUUGGUAUACAGGCACCGAAGACCAAUACUCACAGGCUAACACUGUUUAGUCCACACAAUGAAGCUUAAUAUUUUUUUUAUAAGCAUAGAAAUAAAAACCAAGCCAAUAUUUGUGACAUCUGCUCUGCCACCUGCUGUGUUUAUUAUAUAAAAGCAUCUAAGCACUGUCAGGAUGGCAUUUUUCCUUAUUAUAGGGCGUUAUAAUGUUGCUUUCUUUUUUCCGUUAGUUAAAAAUUUUCCCUUGGAGGAAGGGAAUGAAACUUUUAAGACUUCAAGAUAUUAUACAUUUAAAGCAUCCCUAAUGUCUUGUUUUCCUGCUUAUAUAACCUGAAGAGCAUUGUAUUAAUCUGAUUUUUUUUUAUGAUCUUUUUGUAUGUUAUGCGUGAAGGAUUUGUUCGGUAUCUCACUGAAACAUUUCAUGUUGUAGACUAAAGUCUGCUUCUGUCAGGGGGAUUGGACCAUUGCAUCCUUAGCCACUAUCACAAAAUAUGUGGAAUAGUGAUUUAAAAUGUAAAGUUGCAACAUACAUGUUUAAAAUGGAAACACAAAGAAAAAGCUGUGAAAUGUCUUGUGUCUUAUGUUCUCUGUAUUUAUGCAACUGAUCUGUCUUACUGAAGUCUGGGUCCAAGGACUCAUCUCCAACCAGUUUGCAUCUGUAAUCCACAAAGAUUCUGGGCAGCUCCCACCUCAGUCUCUUCUCUGUAUUAUCAUAAUUUGGUUUAAAUAAACUAUAUAGUAACAAUGAA
Pteropus alecto (black flying fox) is the source of this 4430-nucleotide messenger RNA. RefSeq names its product ATP citrate lyase (gene ACLY). Lineage: Eukaryota; Metazoa; Chordata; Mammalia; Chiroptera; Pteropodidae. Gene Ontology annotation, biological process: acetyl-CoA biosynthetic process; citrate metabolic process; tricarboxylic acid cycle. The transcript is spliced from 30 exons. Gene Ontology annotation, molecular function: ATP citrate synthase activity. Bases 176 to 3568 code for a protein of 1130 amino acids. Gene Ontology annotation, cellular component: cytosol. The record is from RefSeq and is a predicted model, not a curated record.